AUGCCGCAGUCUAGACGAGCCUCUUUCGAUGAAAACUUGGAGCUCGUAGAGCCCAGCCCAGUGAAUGAUCCGAUUGACGAUGGCACGAAAAGACUGAUCCAAGCAAGACCUGUCCAACUUCGCUCGCAAGCCCACGAAGUGCUCUUCAUCUUGAUUUGUGCAUCAGGCUCUCUUCUCACAAACAUCGCUUUUGGCAACAUGACAGUCUCGUUGCUCGAUGUCCAAAAAUCACUUGAUUUGGAUGAAACUGAGCUUCCUUGGCUUCAGGGUGCGUAUGCUUUGGCAAAUGGCUCUUUUGUGCUUGUGUUUGGCGGCCUGGCAGACUCUCUCGGUGCAAAGCGUGUCUUCAUCUGCGGCUGUCUGUGGCUAGCAAUUUGGUCUCUAGUUGCCGGCCUAGCAAGCAGUCCCAUCCAGCUAUUUGUGUCGCGCGCCAUGCAAGGCAUCUCUGGUGGAGCACUCGUCCCUUCUGGUCUUGCACUCCUCGGAUAUGUCUACGAGCCUGGCCGUCGCAAGAACCGCGUCUUUUCCAUUUACGGUGCAGCAGCACCCAUUGGCUUCAUCAUUGGUGCAGCUGAGGCAGGCGUGUGCAUUCAGGUCGCCAACUGGCGCUGGACAUUCUACAUCAACAGCAUCCUCGUAACGCUUGUUGCCAUUGCAGCAUGGUUCAGUAUUCCCCCAGAUGAACAUCCAGUCGGCAACUUGCGCCGUUUCGAUUGGCUUGGCUCGGGUGUGGCCAUCGCAGGCAUUGUUCUGGUCGUCUUUGGUCUGACAGAUGGUCCGGUUGCUCAUUGGACACCCUAUACCUACGGCCUCUUGAUUGUUGGUGUGCUCCUGCUAGCACUCUUUGUUUGGAUCGAAAAGAAGGUCUCAGACGACCCAGUCAUGCCACUCGAGAUGUGGUCUACUCCUAGCUUUGGCUGGUUGAUGGCAGCCACUGUGCUUGGCUGGGGCGGAUACGCUUGCUGGCAAUUCUACGCUGGUCUCUUUUGGCUCAAAGUUACGCAAGCCUCUCCACUCCUGACUGCUGCCUACUUCUCCCCCAAUGCCGUUUUUGGUGUUGUAGCCACCAUGGUCUGUGCAAGCACGCUGCAUAUCCUACCGGGUCACUACAUUUUUGGCAUUUCGGGCAUGUGCUUCUCUGUUGGUCCUGCCCUGUUUGUGCUACUCAGCUACAAGCCGCAUUUGUCGUAUUGGGCAGCUGGCUUUCCAGCACUCAUUUUCACGACAUUCGGGCCUGAUCUCAGUUUCUCUUCAGCAAGCAUCUUUGUUACAAGUCACGUUAAGCGCAAGUAUCAAGGAAGUGCUGGAUCCGUGCUCAAUGCGAUUUUGCAGGUAGCCAUGUCGUUGGCUGUUGGGCUUGGUGGUAUCGUCGAGUCGCAAGUGGUGCAGGCACGAAGAGACCCACUCAACCCGGAUUGGCAGCCGAGUCUGGACGAUGUUUUGGCAUCUUAUCGUGCUGUUUGGUGGUUUAGCCUGGCCUUGAGUCUAGCGAGCUUGCUCAUGACUUUGCUUUUUGUACGCAUCGAAAAGACGAGUGAGAAGAAGCACCUGGCUUGA
Molecule: messenger RNA, 1557 nt
Organism: Protomyces lactucae-debilis
Lineage: Eukaryota; Fungi; Ascomycota; Taphrinomycetes; Taphrinales; Protomycetaceae
Product: major facilitator superfamily domain-containing protein
Exons: 1
Coding region: 1-1557 (518 amino acids)
Biological process (GO): transmembrane transport
Cellular component (GO): membrane
Molecular function (GO): transmembrane transporter activity
Source: RefSeq, a predicted model, not a curated record